AUGUCUGACACUCCAAAUUCGACCUCUGCCGGCCAGAGCGAUGCUCCUGCCUUGAACGGCAUCAACACCAACGUCGCUGCGGCUGACAACAAUGACGGCAACACCCCAACCUCGGCUGCACCUGCCAACCCAAACUCUGCCUCGCUUUAUGUUGGCGAGCUUGAUACCUCCGUCACCGAGGCCAUGCUCUUCGAGCUUUUCUCCUCAAUCGGUCAGGUCGCCUCGAUCCGAGUCUGCCGUGAUGCCGUCACUCGUCGCUCGCUCGGAUAUGCUUACGUCAAUUACAACAACGGCAACGAUGGUGAGAAGGCAUUGGAAGAGUUGAACUACACCUUGAUCAAGGGCAAGCCAUGCCGUAUCAUGUGGUCUCAGCGCGACCCGGCUCUGCGCAAGACCGGCCAGGGCAAUGUCUUCAUCAAGAACCUCGAUGCUGCCAUUGACAAUAAGGCUCUUCACGACACUUUUGCCGCGUUUGGCAACAUCCUUUCUUGCAAGGUCGCGCAGGAUGAGCACGGCAACUCCAAGGGAUACGGUUUCGUCCACUAUGAGACCGCUGAGGCCGCCAACCAGGCCAUCAAGAGCGUCAACGGCAUGCUUUUGAACGAGAAGAAGGUUUUCGUCGGACACCACAUCCCCAAGAAGGAUCGCAUGAGCAAGUUCGAGGAGAUGAAGGCCAACUUCACCAACAUUUACGUCAAGAACGUUGCUGCCGAGACCACCGAUGAUGAGUUCCGUGACCUUUUCGAGAAGUACGGCGAGAUCACUUCGGCCUCGUUGGCACACGAUGACGACGGCAAGAACCGUGGAUUCGGAUUCGUCAACUUUGUCCAACACGAGGACGCCAACAAAGCGGUCGACGAGCUGAACGAUUCCGAUUUCAAGGGCCAGAAGCUUUACGUCGGGCGUGCCCAGAAGAAGCACGAGCGCGAGGAAGAAUUGCGCAAGCAAUACGAGGCUCAGCGCCAGGAGAAGAGUGCCAAGUACCAGGGUGUCAACUUGUACGUGAAGAAUUUGGCCGAUGAGAUAGAUGACGAUGAGCUUCGCAAGAUCUUCGAGACUUGCGGAAACAUCACCUCCGCGAAGGUGAUGCGCGACACACUUCCGCUCGACUCUGACGCUGCAAAGACCGAGGGCAAGGACGGAGAGGAGAAGGCAGAGGAGAAGAAGGAUGAGGAAGACCCGACUGAGGAGGAGGUCGAGGAGCUUUCCAAGAAGCUGGACACCGUCACCAUCGCUGGUGAGAAGAAGCUUCUCGGCAAGAGCAAGGGCUUCGGCUUCGUCUGCUUCUCCAACUCCGAUGAGGCUGCCAAGGCCGUCAACGACCUCAACCAGAAGAUGAUUCACGGCAAGCCUUUGUAUGUCGCUCUCGCUCAACGCAAAGAGGUUCGCAAGAACCAGCUCGAGGCUUCGAUCCAGGCUCGCAACCAGUCUCGCAUGCAGCAACAGGCCACUGUGGGCGGUAUCCCGCCUCAGUUCAUGCAGCCACAGAUGUUCAUGGGCCCUAACGGUCAGCCCAUGAUGAUGCCUGCUGGCGGACGUGGCCAGAUGCCGUUCAUUCAGGGUGCCCCGAUGGGUCAAGGCCAGCGCGGUGGCUUCCCGGGCAUGCCCCAACAAGGUGGUCGCGGUGGUCCUCAAGCCAUUCCUCAAAUGCCAUACGGCAUGCCGCCUCAAAUGGCUGGUUACAACCCAGCGUUCGGAAACCCAGCUGCUUUCGCACAGAUGAUGGCCCAACAGCAAGCCAUGGGUGGUCGUGGCGCUGGCCGCGGCGGUCCCAUGCCUGGAAUGCCCGGAAUGCCUGGCAUGCCGGGCAUGCCAGGUGUGCCUCCACAAAUGAUGCAGGGUCCGGGCGCUGGACGUGGUGGUUUCGGUGGUCAAGGCCGUGGCGGCCCUGCUGGCUCAACCAGCAGACCCGAUGAGCAGCGUGGCCGUGCUCCCAACCGCGGAGGACCAUCUGGAAUCGACCUCAACCUGCUCAAGUCUGCUCCUCCGCCGCAGCAGAAGCAGAUGCUUGGUGAGGCUCUGUACCCCAAGAUUCACGCUCUUCAACCCGAGCUUGCCGGCAAGAUCACCGGUAUGCUUCUGGAGAUGGACAACGAUGAGCUCAUCUUCCUCAUCGACAACGAGUCCGCGCUCCGCGAAAAGGUUGACGAGGCCCUCAAGGUCUACGACGAAUGGCGCAAGAACCCGAACGGCAGCGGUGAGGAUGGCAGCCCGGCCACCAACGGCGCUUCCGGUGAGAAUGCCGGCGAGGCGAGCGAGCAAACGGCCUAG
This is a messenger RNA of Dissoconium aciculare CBS 342.82, 2271 nucleotides long. RefSeq names its product polyadenylate binding protein. The coding region runs from base 1 to 2271 and encodes 756 amino acids. Lineage: Eukaryota; Fungi; Ascomycota; Dothideomycetes; Mycosphaerellales; Dissoconiaceae. The transcript has 2 exons. The record is from RefSeq and is a predicted model, not a curated record. Gene Ontology annotation, molecular function: RNA binding. Gene Ontology annotation, cellular component: ribonucleoprotein complex.